GUUAAAUAUUGCAGGUGGACUUUAUAUAGGCACUUCAGUAUCGUAAGGCAUAUUUUGAUAAAGAUCUUAUGCUGAUGUUGACACUUUAAAUCUGGAAAAACUUUAUAAUUUUGUGGUGGCCCAUAACAAUGAAAAAUUACUUGCAGUUGAUUGCCAUCUUAUCUAUCUCAAGUGCCAUGUACAUUUUAUUUAUUACUCGUCGCGAGACAAGUAAGCAAGAUUUGGAGCAUUCAAAAAGCAGUCCUUUGAGAAUUAGUAACGUUGAAUCUAACAAACUGCCAUCUGUAAGUUUGUUAAUGCGAUUAACAGGGAUGCAUAUAGAACGAUUUUAUUGCGAUUUUUUGAGGACAAUGGUACUAUUCUGGCCUCCAUCUUAUGGUAAACUUGUAGUGGUAUUGGACGAAGAGUCUGAACUUGAUCAUAAACUAGCAGCAAUUAUGAAAGAUCAUUUUGUGAAAUAUUUCCCUCACCGUAAUUUAAUAAUUGUGUAUGAAGCUUUACCUAACGGUCAUGAAACACUCUUAAAAAUGCCAUGGCCUAAACGAGACACUGGUUACAACAGACAAAUUUGGAGCAGUUUUUAUAAUGAUCUGUACACAAACGAUACGGUUAUAGCAUGGGUUGAUUCCGACACCGCAUUUUCAGCGUCUGUGACCCAUCGUUCAAUGUUUAAUGGCACACGCUUAAGAGUUAUUGGUACAGACUGCACACUAUUACACGUUGAGUUUGCAAGACAAUGCGACAGAGCUAUAUUUCUUGCUCUUGGUCGACAAGCUGUUGGGGACUUUAUGCUACAUUUUCCAAUUUACAUAUAUCGUGAUACAUUUACAAAUUGUAGAAAAUACUUAAUAAAUCGAUAUAAAGCUCGCGAUUUUGAAGAGGUUUAUAGAAUUAUGAGCACAGACGGCCUUAUAUGUCCGGUAAGUCUUGUCCUUAACUAUGCAUGGCACUUUGAGAGAGAACGUUACUAUUGGAAUCUGAAAAUUUGCACUGCCCUUUGA
This is a messenger RNA of Xenia sp. Carnegie-2017, 1001 nucleotides long. RefSeq lists its product as uncharacterized. The transcript has 2 exons. The record is from RefSeq and is a predicted model, not a curated record. NCBI's taxonomy places the organism in Eukaryota, Metazoa, Cnidaria, Anthozoa, Malacalcyonacea, Xeniidae. The coding region runs from base 129 to 1001 and encodes 290 amino acids.